Messenger RNA from Suillus discolor, 555 nucleotides. RefSeq lists its product as uncharacterized. The record is from RefSeq and is a predicted model, not a curated record. The coding region runs from base 1 to 555 and encodes 184 amino acids. NCBI's taxonomy places the organism in Eukaryota, Fungi, Basidiomycota, Agaricomycetes, Boletales, Suillaceae. The transcript is spliced from 2 exons.
AUGGUAGUCGGCGGAAUGACGCAAUUCCUCACAAAGGCACAAGGAAUGCCUAAAAGUAUUGAGAACGCCAUCACCAAAAUAAUCAGAAACUUUAUAUGGGAUGGAAAGACAACCUCACCAAUAAGCAUGGGACAACUAGAACAUCCCAUCGCUGAAGGAGGCCUUGGUCUUCUAAAUGUCAAAGUAAGAAACGAAGCAAUAGACAUAACAUGGCUACAAGCCUACAUGGACAUUGUUACGACGGUACACAUAACGGCUCGUAGACCAACAUGGGCUUUUGUCGCUGACACCAUAAUCAACACAUUGAAACCAGAAGGAAUCACCAAUAACACUGACCUACGUACUUUCCUAUCAUCCUGGAACCCUCCUGCCAAGGGUAAAAGAGCAAAUAAGCUGCCGUAUAUGAUAACAAACAUGUUAAAGAUCACUAGAAAACACCACGUAAGCUUCGCACCUCUGAAGAUCUCCGAAAAUCUCAAAGACCAACUCCCAGCCUGGUUACACAUGGGCGCUCCACCAAGAACCUACCAUAAAACAAAAAACAACUGCCUAUGA